AUGAUAUUGUAUUCUAUACAAUUUUCAGGGUUUCUUCCUUCUCUCCUUUUGUAUUUUGGCUGUUCUUCCUAUGAUAUCAACAGCGAAGUUUGCAUUGAAAGGCUCUUUGGUUUUGUAUCAAAAGCGUGCAGGUUUACAUUAAAAGAUGCAAAAGAUUGGCUUGAAUCAGCUGAUUGCCCUAAAGAAUGCCAUGUAAUAAUCAGCAACUUAAGCGGUACUAAAUGGUUUUCUUACGGAACGUUCUACACAGCCGUCUAUGAACUGAGAUCAAUAGAUCUUUGUUUCAAUGGUUUGAGUGAGAGUUUGAAGACAAUCAACAUAAGCUGCGAACGUUCAUUUGCAGAUAGUAGAAGUAUGACAGUUAUUUGCAAAUCAGGGUUUGAAAAUGCAAAAGAUUUGUGCACAUCAACUAAAAAGUGUGAAGAUGAAACUAAGACGUGCUUGUUGAAAGGACAGAUCGGUGUUUGUGUAUGCAAUCCUGGGUAUAUAGGAUUUAAAAACGAAUGUUUAGAAGGAAAUUUGACACUGAAUGGAACCUGCAAACGAAAUGAGCAGUGUUCUAUGGUAUUUGGCUCAGUUUGUCAGAAUAACACAUGUGUUUGUGGACUUGGGUAUAAAUCAUUGAAUGAUUCAAAAUAUUUGU
This is a messenger RNA of Saccostrea cuccullata (small rock oyster), 643 nucleotides long. RefSeq lists its product as uncharacterized. The transcript is spliced from 5 exons. The record is from RefSeq and is a predicted model, not a curated record. NCBI's taxonomy places the organism in Eukaryota, Metazoa, Mollusca, Bivalvia, Ostreida, Ostreidae. The annotation marks the transcript as partial.